UAUGACGGUCUUGCGGAGCAAGAUAGACGCCUGGUGAACGCAGCAUCUGGAGGGGGAAUUGUCAACAAAACCCCUUCCCAAGCUAGGAACCUCAUCUCGGAGUUGGCCGAGAAUUCUAGACACUACAAUGGGAGGUCAUCAUCAAAACGGGUCAUGGCAGCGGAAUCCAACAUCUCGUUGGAAAGUCAAGUAGCUGACUUGACUUCUUUGGUAAAGGAUUUCCUUUUAAAUCCAAAACACCAAGAAGUCAAGGUCUGCGGCAUAUGCUCAACACAGGGGCACCCCACCGAUUCCUGCCCAACACUACAAGAAGAGAAUUCCGAGCAAGUCAAUGCUUUGGGAUUUCAAGGCCAAAAGAGGUAUGAUCCACACUCUAACUCCUACAAUCCUGGGUGGAGAGAUAACCCGAAUCUGAGAUAUGGGAACCCUAAAAAUCAGCCCUUGCAACCAACUUUCCCAAAUCACCAAGGCCAGACGUCAAGCUCAAGUAUGUCCACCGAAGACAUGAUCCGAGCACUCACUUCCAAUGUCUCAACCAUGCAACAAAACAUGGUUCAAUUUCAGCAUGAGACCAAAUCCAACAUUCAGAAUUUGGAAAGCCAAGUCAGUCAAAUUGCAAAUGCCGUAAACCGACUUGAAACAAAGGACUCGGGUAAACUCCCAUCUCAAACGGAGCAAAACCCGAGACAACAUGUGAAUGCUAUAACGUUGAGAAGUGGGGCAACGUUGAAAGAGGUAGAAGAGAACGAUGAAGAGACUGGGGGUGUGGACCCUGAAAAAGUAGUCCCACCGGAGGAGGAGAUCACAGAAAUCAAGCUCCCCCCACCCUCAUCAUAUGAACAAGAAAUCCCGUUUCCUGAGGCGCUGAAGGAGACAAAGAAGCUAGAAAAAGAUGUUGACAUCUAUGAAACCUUCGCAAAGUGUGAGGUAAACAUUCCGCUUCUUAACUUAAUGAAAAAUGUCCCUCGUUUUGCUAAAUUUUUAAAAGAAUUAUGCAAAACAAAAAGAAAAGAUAAAUUAAAGGGGAAACAAGAGGUUAGAGUUAGUGAACGCGUCUCGACCAUUUUUCAGAGAAAACUCCCCGAAAAAUGUAACGACCCAGGCAUUAUCACUAUCCCUUGCAAAAUAGGAGACACCACAUUUCCUAAAGCCUUGUUGGAUUUAGGGGCAUCAAUAAAUGUCAUCCCUUAUUCUGUUUAUAAAACCCUACAACUUGGCCCAUUACAUCAAACCGGUGUAGUGAUUCAACUCGCGGAUCAUUCUAGUACUUACCCGAAGGGUGUAAUAGAAGAUGUGGCAAUAGAAGUAGGAAAUAUAGCUUUUCCUGUUGACUUCUAUGUCCUUGAAAUGGGAACUGAUGACCACACAACACCCAUCCUUCUGGGUAGACCGUUCAUGAAGACCGCAAAAACGAAAAUUGACGUUUCUAGUGGUUCACUAACUUUAGAGUUCGAUGAUCAAAAAGUGGAAUUCAACAUCUUGGACUCUAUGAAAAAACAAAUGCAAAAUCCAACUCUUUGUUCUUUACAUGUUGUUGAACCACAAGAACCGGUAUUUUUCAAAGAAGCGGAUAAAAUCAGAUUUUUUUCAAAAAGAGAAAAAUGAACACGAGAAGCCAUCCUUGAUAGGAAGGAAUGUGAUAAAAUGUGAACCAAAUCCACCGAUGAUGGAGGUGGUAGUGAGAAAGAAACCCCGGCCUUACUGGAAAAGGCCGAAAAAUAAAUUUGAAAAAUGGCUAAAUAAGGCCACAAAAAAUGAAUCAAGGGAUGUUCACGAUCCCACUUAAAAAAAUGAAAAACAAUGAAUAACGUCGUGCCACGACGUUAACUAAGGCGCUUCUUGGGAGGCAACCCAAGUUUUUUUUUAUUAAUUCAAGUGUUUAUAAUUCAUUUUUGUCUAAUUAUUUGAGAGAUCAGUGAGAGAGGGCACUAAUCACGGGUUUUGGGAGGAAAAGAAAUAAAAAAUGCAGGUUUUGGAGCAUCUGGGGACAUACCCGAUCGAGUACAACCUGAUACUCGGUCGGGUAUGGCCAAAAGAAAGGGAACCGGGCACUACUCGAUCGAGGAAGCAUUCAAUUUUUGAAAAACAAGGGAUACCCGACCGGGUAUCACUAUACACCCGGUCAGGUAUGUACAGAAAUGCUGAAGUUGAAGGAAACUGAUUCCCACACUCGAUCGAGUACAUGCCUCAAACGUAGAAAAGAACACAUACCCGAUCGAGUAUGGAAUGAUACCCGAUCGGGUACCGGAGGCAGACCACUCACAAACUUCAUUUUCCAGCAAUACUCGACCGGGUAACAACACAUACCCGAUCGAGUACCGGAGGCAGGCUGCUCAAAAACCCCACUUUCCAGACAUACCCGACCGAGUAACAGCACAUACUUGAUCGGGUAUACGGGCAUUAUAACCCCAAAUCAGCCCCAAACACUUCAUCUUCCCCAAAAUCCCCAACCCAAAUUCGAACAAAAUGCCCCCAACCUCCAUUCUUACAUCUUCUUUCUACCAUAUCUCCUCCAUUUCUUCACCAAAUCAUUCCAUUUCAACACCAAAACACUCCCCUCAUCCUCCUCUACACACUCAUACUCACCAAUCCAAUUCUCCCCCAGUUUUCAGAGGUCCGAAAAAACCCUACCCCCACCUUCAAAUUUCGGAUUUCAAGCCCAAAUUCACUCAAAAAUGGCUCCAAGGAAGGAGAAAGGACAAAGCUCCAACACUAGGGCAUCCAUCCCGGGCUACGAGGACAUCAUCUUCAUGGACAACGAACAGCGCACCCGCUUCAUGUCCACCAUUUAAAGGCAAGUUAAACCCUCUCGCUUUUUAUGCCAUGAUGCCCUAAAUGAAUUAGGAGUGUACAAAAUGACUAAGAAAUUUUUUCAUGAGUUGAGCAUGGAUAAGAUAUUCAAAAUGCAAUAUCACUCAAAUGAAAAAAUUAUCUAUGAAUUCAUAAGCUCAGUGCAAUUUGAGAACGAUGAAGAGGAUUUUAGGGAUGAUAAACUCAAGUUUCGCUUGUUUAACCACAACCACUCCAUCACGAAACUUGAGUUCGCCGAACACUUUGGUAUUCCGGUCCCUUACCAAAAAUCUAUAUCCGACAAUACCGCUUUCGGCCAUACCCUAUGGACAAAGAUGACCGGAGAGACUAAAUUUAGCUCCUCCCAACUCUAUAUUAGUCAUGUCCAACAUCCCGUCCUCCGCCUAUUUUUGAAAUUCCUUGCCAACUCCUUACUUGGACGUCCCAACAACCAUCACACUAGGAUGGGGGAUGUAUGCCUAAUGUCGGUAGCCCUAUUCCGUGUUCACGUGGAUUUCAACCUGUGUAAUCUUAUGUGGGCACAUCUCAAAAAAGAAAGCGUAACAAAGGGCGCUAUUGUGGUGGGUGGGGUGAUUAUGCACUUGGCCACCAAGUUCGGGUAUACGGAUAACUCUCCUAUACCCGACUACUGUUUGAUGAACAUUUCUUGGCUGGGCCACUCGGACUGUACAUCUUUUUCACACACAUUUUAUGGUGAAGAAAGACCCAAGAAUAUGUACAACUGGCUCAUCCACCCCAAACCCCUCAAAUACUUCCUCCUGCCCAACCCAGAACUCCCCCAACUCCACUACAAAACAGCAAGAGAGGAGCAACAUUACCGCUUCCCACACGCCCUUCCACCACAUCUCCAGGAACCGGAACAAGAACCUCCCCAACACCAACCCGAUUACGAGCCCUAUGCUCAACUCCAUAACCAUCAAAACAUGGGCCAGGACAUCCCCGAACAAAGCCAAAACCCUCCACCACCUGACUUCUUUCAACAACUUCUGGAGGGUCAACAACAACUGCUUACGGGAUACGCCCAAAUGGACAACCGGCUCAACCGAUUAGAGGAGGAGCAAAGAGCCGGUUUUCAGCGAUUUGAGGAGCUCAGGGAAGCCGAUAGACAUCAGUAUGAGGAAGACCAACGUAGGUUCUACGGACCUAUGUACUCUUACAUAGCACAACAGGGAUCCUUCCAUACCAUGGCGAACCCCCCUCCACCACCCUCGUGGUAUGACACCACUCAUUGGGGUAACUUUGGAGGAUCUGGCUCCGGCGGUGGAGGGUACGACGACGGAAAUGGCGGGGACACGUAUAUGGGAGAUGGUGGCCAAGGGAGCGGCUUCGGAGGGAGCUACUACGGUGGAGAAGGCGGGCACUAGGGACAGUGCUUGAUUCAAGUGCGGGGGAGACACUCAUGAUGGCACUCAUUGUAUCUCUGUGAAGAAUAAGAAGAUUCAGAAAUCAAAGACAAAGAAGAAGAGAGGAGGAGAAGAGAAUAUAACACUAGAAGGUCAUUAAACCCAAGAUGUUCUUUGUAAUUUGAGUUUAAACUCAUUUUUUCUUUGUCAUCCUUGGUUGUCUUUGUGUUUGUAUGUUGUUUUUGUUGAACUGUGGAAAUUUUGGAGAAACUUGACACUUGUGAACAUUUGAUCUUACUCGAGACGAGUAAAGGUUCAAGUGUGGGGGAGUUGAUACGUUUGUAAUUUCCAUAUUUAUGUUUGUGUUUUUAA
This is a messenger RNA of Cuscuta europaea, 4526 nucleotides long. The record is from the annotation of a GenBank genome assembly. NCBI's taxonomy places the organism in Eukaryota, Viridiplantae, Streptophyta, Magnoliopsida, Solanales, Convolvulaceae.